Messenger RNA from Gigantopelta aegis, 2535 nucleotides. RefSeq lists its product as uncharacterized. The transcript is spliced from 3 exons. Bases 283 to 1095 code for a protein of 270 amino acids. The record is from RefSeq and is a predicted model, not a curated record. NCBI's taxonomy places the organism in Eukaryota, Metazoa, Mollusca, Gastropoda, Neomphalida, Peltospiridae.
ACCUAAAGUUAAUUUUGAUUUAUUAAUCAUCAGCUAUUGGGUGUCAAACAUUUGGUAUUGUGAAAUAUACUCUUAGGGAGAAACUCUCUACAUGUUUUUAUUAGUAGCAAGGGAUCUUCUAUAUUCACAAUUCCACAGACAGGAUAGCACAUUCCACGGCCUUUGAUAUACCAGUCGUGGUGCAAUGGGCUAUCCGACGAGGAUAGAGCGCUUUACCACUGAGCUACGUCCCGCCACACCAAGGAAGUUAAUAACUAGAGUAAUGAUAUAUUGACAUAUAUAAUGUUUUAUUUUUGUGCUUGUUUUUUUUUUUUUUUUUUUUUACAAAAGAUGAUCUACCACACACAAGAUAUUUUAAUGGCGCUCCGUAUUACGUGCAUCCUACUGCUGUUGCAAGGAGUCGAAUCCAGGAAGUUCUACAGCUUUCGGCUGCGUAACUGGAACGAUUACAUAUUCCCCUCCAAUCACAUAAAAGCUUUCUCGACGGAAGAUUGCGCAAUUCACUGCAUUAAUGACGUUACUUGCGCGACAUACUCCCACAGCGACCAGAAGGAAAAGUGUUUCCUGUCGCCAUUCCUGUUCUUGCGGGAUUUCAUUGACGCAUUGCAGAAACGAGCUGGCCAUGGAUACCGAACCUUCGGCAUCACCGAAAAAAAGAAGAUCGGUGAUUUUCGAGAAGGCUUCAGGUACCACGAAUCGGAGUCGUUUGCUGUGAAGUAUGUGUACUUCCAUCCUAACAUGGGUGGCAUAGCCCGGUUUAUCUGCAUUUUAAACGGGGGCAAACUGGCAGUGUUAGACACCUUACAGAAAUGGAAGAUCGUACAGAUGGACAUUAAAGGAAACAAAGAACUCAGUGACUUGAAAGAAGGAUUUUAUGUCGGAGCAAAAUACAUACCUCAGAAAGAGGGAUUUUACUGGUUCAACAAUAAACCUGUACAUCGUGACAUGUUGUCGGAGCGGACCCCCAAUUCCAAUGACAAGUGUGCCAUCCUCGGCCCUGAAGAAGAUGGAUUUCUGAUAGCACAGUACGACUGUAACAAAAAACUGCCUUAUAUAUGUUCCAUCGAUACAAAGCCGGCUGAUCUUGACUUUUAAUCAGGGUGGUUGGAGCCGACGUUGUAGAUGGAAGACUGUCCCUAGUCCUUUUCCCCGCCACCAUUUAAAGCUGCAAUUUCAACAGUUUUAAAUAUUUUUUAAAUUAUUAUUUAACUAUUUAAAAUCUGGUUCAUACCUCGCCUGUAAUAAGUGGGAUGUCAGUACAAGAAGAAUAAGGGUACUGUAAUAGACGAUGCCAUCAAGGAAAGACAUUUUAAAACUAAAAAAUGAUAUUUUUAAAUAUUGUUAUUACACCCUUGCAUCCACACUAGGUACCCACACAUAAAAAUACUCAAACCAACACACCACCAACAACAAUAGCAACAAAAAACAACAAACAAAACCAAAAAAACCCUACCCAGAACAAACAAAACAAACAAACAAAUAAACUAACAAAAAAGAAAGAAAGAAAAGAAAAAGGCGACAUGUUUUUUGAUGAAAUGUUUUAAAGUUGCAAUCGAGUUUGUAUUUUACGUUAAUAAAAGUUAACGAUGUUAUAAUAUGCUUAGAAGAGAUUGCAGCUUUAAAAAUAACGCCUCUUCGUUAUGUAGUAUAAUAAUAAUAAUGCGUGUACCAAGACUGUAUCAGUGCAAUUUGUACCUUUAAAUAAUUAUUAUAACAUUUCUACGUGUUGGUCUUUUAAAGCCUCUUUCACAAUUUCUCAACCUGUAAUGUAUUACACGUUAAUUAUUUUGAACAUAUUUAUAAAACUCGUGUAGACCUAUUUGUCAUGUUUAUUAUUGCUCUAUGUAUGUAGUGAUAUAUAAUCCGAAACUUAGAGCAUGCAUAUCAUUAUUUUGUAAUGAACGGUUUUAUUUUCUAAUAAUAGCAAUUAAAGGUGAAAUACCAUAGUUUUGUGUAGGUUUUUAUUUAACGACACACUCAACACGUUUUAUUUACGGUUAUAUGGGGUCAGACCACUAAGAUAUUAAGAGUGGAAACCCGCUGUCGCCAUUUGUUGGGCUACCAUAGGCGUCGAUCCGGCUUUAAAAGUGGUGGUGGUGGUGGUGGUGGUGGUGGUGGUGGUGUGUGUGUGUGUGUGUGUGUGUGUGUGUGCUAAACGAAAAGGUGUGGGGGUGGGACAUUUAUAUAGAUUGUCCCCCGGCGUCAAAAAGUGAGGGGGACGCGUCCCCCCUGUCCCCCACCGAUCGACGCCCAUGUGGGCUACACUUUUCGAUUAGCAGCAAGGGAUCUUUUAUAUGCACCAUCCCACAGACCGGGUAGUACAUAUCGGUGCCUUUGAUGUACAAUUCGUGGUGCACUGGCUGGAACGAGAAAUAACCCAAUGGGCCCACUGACGGGGAGUAAUAUCAUAGAUGAACUUGUCUAUUUUUAUUAUUAUAAUUAAAUGACGUUGUUUUAAUAUAUACUCUUCAAAAAAAGUAGGGGAACUCUAAUAAGAAUUUACAAUUGCCAAAAUUGUAAGGUAUAUUAGCUGUG